This is a messenger RNA of Lactuca virosa, 494 nucleotides long. Lineage: Eukaryota; Viridiplantae; Streptophyta; Magnoliopsida; Asterales; Asteraceae. The record is from the annotation of a GenBank genome assembly.
AUGAUAUGUUGCAAAAAAAUAGCUCUUGCGCCUAUAUUAGUGGAGAAUCUCAACAACAAGAUCUACCAUGACCUCCACCGCCCAUUGUAUGUGGUAGUCCAAGAGCGUAAAUUCACCCGUAUCUGGUUUGUGAUUUUUAAGGAAUUUCCUCAAAGAUUUUUGAAGGGCAUUUCGAAGCCACAUAGAGGGGGCCAUUUCUAAAAAUAUGGAUCUUCAAGGAGUACUUCAAUAAAGUUAAGCUUUCUAAUAAGGGAAUAUGAUGACGAUUAUGAUGGAGUAUCCCUGAUUAGCAUUCACAUGCAUCAAAUAAAUUUAUCAAAACAAUCGGCAAGGAAGGAUGAAAUACAAGAGGGUUAAAGGUGAUUAUGGAGCAAGAUGGUUGAUAGGCAGGUGACGAAGAUGUUUAUGGUCGCAUAUGGAUUUACAUGUGACAAUGUGCGCUGUAAUGGUUUCCAAACCGGUGAUUGAGAAUUGGGUAACAAGAAAUUGUGUGG